AUGAGACCUGAUUUAUUUAAGGCUACUGUAGCUGGAGUACCAUUUGUAGAUAUUGUGACUAUAAUGCUUGGUCCAACUAUUCCUCUUACAACUGCAGAAUGGGAGGAAUGGGGUGAUCCUCAGAAAGAAGAGUUCUACUUUUACAUGAAAUCAUAUUCACCAGUUGACAAUGAUGUGAUUGAUAAAGAUGGUGAGGGGUUCACUAUGGUCACAAAAAAAGCUGGAAAUGUAGGGACUACUACUGUGAAGGGGUACGGUACAGGUGAUAUUCAUCCCAAUGUUUCUGGAAGCAAAGGUAGUAAUUGGAAUGGAGGGAAUAACAAAAGAGGAAGCUAUAAUAGUGUUAAUAAGGAUAAGCAGGGGCAGUCUUCUCCUGAUUCUAUGGAAAAGAUAUCAGCAGAAUCCUGUCCUGCUUCUGAUCUGUUGGUCAAUAAUUCUGACAGUGGUCAAACUGAGGCUAUAGAAUCUAAGUGUGAUACCAGGGUGAAUUCUAAUCUUGGGAACCAUGAUUGUUUAAAUCCUAUGAAUGACAUCCUUGAUACCAUAGAAGUCAAGAAACAGGGGAGAAAAGAGAGAAGGCACAAGGAAGCCCAGGAUGUGCUUGCAGCUGCAACUACCGCUGCUGCAGCUUCUUCCAGGCUUUCAUCUUUCAGGAAAUAUACACUUGAAGAAUCCGCUCACCAUGAGUUAACUAGAAUUGGUCGAGAUGCAGUUUUAUAUGUUGAGUUGCUCAUUGAGUCAAUCAUGGGAGGAUUGGAAGGGAUAAUCAACAUUCUUGAUUUUGAAGGAGCUUCUACCAGAAGUCAGCUGAAACUACAAAUGGCUUUUGAUGGGCAGGAAAGAUAUAUGAAGAGAUCUUGGGAGCCAAGUGAUAAAGCUGAUCUCCACUUUGUCUACGAAGAUGUUGAAGGAGUAUCAACUCAAUGGGAUGAUAUUCAAAGAAAACUUAGGAACUUACCUCCCAAACCCUCUGCCUUCAAACCCGAUCCCUUCACUCUUGCAGAAGACGAAGAUUCCAAACCUAAAACCAAAUCUCGGAUCGAUAACAAGACAGAAGAACUCAAAGAUUUAGAAGAUGAUCUUGAUGAUAGUUGUUUCCUCGAAGAAUACAAAAAGAGGUUAGCAGAGAUGAAGCAAACAGUGGAAGUUUGA
Molecule: messenger RNA, 1152 nt
Organism: Lactuca saligna
Lineage: Eukaryota; Viridiplantae; Streptophyta; Magnoliopsida; Asterales; Asteraceae
Source: the annotation of a GenBank genome assembly